AUGCCACCUGUUACACAUAGUCAAAAUGUUGAACUCCUUAGACCCUUUGAGGGGGAGGAGGUGAAAUCAGCCCUAUUUUCAAUGUUUCCUGAUAAAGCUCCAGGCGCGGAUGGUAUGAACCCAGGUUUUUAUCAACACUUCUGGGAUGUGGUAGGGGAUGAUGUAACCACUUUUGUCCUCAAGUGUCUUAAUGAGUGUUCUUUCCCUGAGUGUCUCAAUGACACUAAUGUGGUGUUGAUUCCUAAAAAGAAGUCUCCAGAGAUGGUGUAUGAUCUUCGACUAAUUGCUUUGUGCAAUGUGGUAUAUAAAAUUAUGGCCAAGAUGGUGGCAAACAGAAUGAAACCUCUUUUAGGAGAUGUGAUUUCGGAAUCCCAGAGCGCUUUUAUCCCUAAUCGUUUGAUUAGUGAUAAUAUUCUGAUUGCUGCGAAGUUGGGUCACUAUCUCAACAGGAAGCAGACUGGUAUGGUUGGGUGGGCUGCCCUCAAGCUUGACAUGGCGAAAGCUUAUGAUCGUAUGGAGUGGACGUUUCUCCGCAAAAUGCUGGUAGCAUUGGGUUUUUCUGAAAGGUGGGUUCAGUUGCAGGCCCAAUCCCGAAGAGAUUUUCAUGGGUGCAGGGUUGCCAGAGGUGCACCGCCGGUUUCACAUCUGUUUUUUGCAGAUGAUAGUCUUCCGUUUUUCAAAGCUACUAUCCAUGAGGCGGAAGUCAUUAGAAAUUCUCUUAAUAUCUAUGAGAGUAUGUCUGGUCAAGCGGUGAACUACCAUAAAUCAAGUGUAUGCUUUAGUAGGAAUACCUCUGAAGUUUGCAGGGAAGAUGUGGCAUCAGUGUUGGGGGUUACUCAGGCGCCCAACUUUGGCAAAUAUUUGGGCUUGCCAUCUUUUAUAGGGAGAAAUAGGAGGGCUGUUUUCUCCUACAUUGAGGAUAAAAUCAAGCAGAGGCUUGGUUCGUGGAACAAGAGGUUAAUCUCACAAGCUGGUAAAGAAAUUCUACUCAAAAGUGUGGCCCAAUCAAUGCCUACUUUCUCCAUGAGUGUCUUCUUGCUCCCAGAUGGGGUCUGUCAGUCUAUUGAGCGGGCCAUGAAUCGGUACUGGUGGAGUUCGGGCAGUGAACGGGGUAUUCAUUGGAAAGCCUGGGACCGUCUAUGCAUUCCAAAGAAUUACAGAGGUUUGGGUUUUAAGGAUCUAAGGGCUUUUAAUCUAGCAAUGCUGUGUAAGCAGGCCUGGCGCUUCCUUACAAGGCCAGACUCUCUGGUGACAAGAAUUUAUAAAGCUAGGUACUUCCCUAAGACCUCGUUUAUUGAUGCAAAGUUGGGUAGUUGCCCAAGUUAUUGCUGGAGAAGUAUUAUGGGAGCCCAUGAGUUAAUUUGCAGUGGAGUAAGAAAGAGAAUUGGAGAUGGAAGAUCUACUUUAAUAUGGGGUCAUCCCUGGUUACCUGAUGGUCCUAACCCUAUGAUUCAGACUAACAUGCCCCACGAAUUAGAUGGCUCUCUGGUUUCAGGUCUGGUUGACCCAGAUACUGGAACUUGGGAUCACUCCAUCCUCUGUGAUAUUUUUAGCCCCACUGAUGUCGAACGCAUUUUGAAAGUUCCGGUUAGCCUGGAUUAUGAGGACUCAUGGUUUUGGGUUGGGGACCCAGGAGGUACCUAUACGGUCAAACAGGGCUAUAGAAAUACUAUUGGAAACUUUGAGAGCUCGCCAGGAGACUUUGAUAAAUGGUCACAUCUCUGGAAAAUCAAAUCCCCUGCAAAGUGGAAAACGUUUCUUUGGAAGGCCCUCUCAAAUGUUCUCCCUACCACCACCAAUCUGAUUUUAAAGAGAGUUGAGGUGGACCCGGCAUGUCCAAUGUGUGGUCUUGAGCAUGAAAGUAUUAUGCAUUCAUUGAUUUUAUGUGACUUUUCAAGACUAGUAUGGCAUGAAUCUUCUUUGCAUGCUAAUAGUGUGAAUGGGAAUGAUUUUCCAAUGUGGUUUUCUAAUGCUUUGUGUGUGCUAACGGACGAACAAAUCUUGGUGGCAGCGGCAGUUUUAUAUUAUGUUUGGAGGGCUCGCAACUCGGCCGUUUGGGAGGGGUGUUUGCCGCGGCCGAAGGCUGUCUGGCGGUCGGUGACGACUUGGCGACAAACGCACCUGGCGGCUCCUCAUUCACCAUCGACUCCAGUUCAUCUCAACGUUGCUCCUUUGCCUGUUGCUGCUGCACAUACGCUGCCACAUGCAAACGGAUUACCGCCCAAGUGCUACUUCGACGCCAGCUUCAACUCAGCCGCAAGGAAAGCCACGGUAGGAGCAAUCCUUGUCUCGUCAGAUGGGGGUUUCCUAGCAACCUUCAAUGGUCAUCUCCCCGCUUGUUUCUCACCACUCAUGACCGAGUCACUCGCAUGCAAGGAGGUUUUAUCUUGGCUCAAAGAUCGUGGUCUGGCUUCCGUGGAUGUCUACACUGAUUGCUAUAAUCUCAAACAACUGUUAUGUUCGAACAACGUUGCCCUUUAUUCUUAUGUUGCUUUUUCAAUUAAUGCCACUAGGGCUUUAAUGUCGUCUUUUACUCAUUGCUCACCUCCAAAUUUGAAAUAUCUGCCAAUGGAGGAGAAUGAAUCUGCCAUACAUAUGUUUGCUCAUUGCAGUGAAGCACAGCGUGUGUGGUCUCUGGUAGAACUGCCGAUUCCUACGGGUACUGCAGUUCAAAAUAUUAGUGAGUGGUUCUUUAAUGUCCUUACUGCUUUGAAUGAUGAUAUGCUCACAAAGUUUGUUAUGGUGUGUUGGUCGCUAUGGAGCAGUAGGAACGAAAGGGUGUGGAAGGGGAUUACUUUCAAUGUACAUGUAGCCAUCCGGAGAGGACUUGCGCUGUUGGAGAAUUGGAGUUCGGCAAAUGCAAACCACUGUGAGGCUGCUGCAGCUUCACACCGAACACAAUGGACUAAGCCAGCGGUAGGUCGUAUCAAAUUGAACACUGACGUGGCUGUUAGGGCGGAGACAAACGUGAUGGGUCUUGGGUAG
Ipomoea triloba (trilobed morning glory) is the source of this 2985-nucleotide messenger RNA. RefSeq lists its product as uncharacterized. The coding region runs from base 1 to 2985 and encodes 994 amino acids. The transcript is spliced from 4 exons. Gene Ontology annotation, molecular function: RNA-DNA hybrid ribonuclease activity; nucleic acid binding. Lineage: Eukaryota; Viridiplantae; Streptophyta; Magnoliopsida; Solanales; Convolvulaceae. The record is from RefSeq and is a predicted model, not a curated record.